AUGGCGAACCCUCUCGACACCGAUGCGGGCUCCGAGCUCUUCGCCUCCUACGAGGCCGAGUUCAAGCUCGUCCAAGCCGAUCUAGACCAGAAACUAGACCAAGUCCCCGAACUCACCGGCGAACCCCGCAAGGCAGCCAUUUCCCAAGCAGAGCGCGCUCUCGAGGAAGCUGACGAACUCCUCGCCCAAAUGCGCCUCGAAAAACAAAACAUCCCCUCUUCCCAACGCCCCAAAAUAAACUCCCGCCUGCGCACCCACGAAUCCGCCGUCUCCGCCGCAAAAUCCAAACUCGCCUCCCUAGCCUCCGACCGCGCCUCCCUCUUCGGCGCCCGCUACCGCGACGACCCCGAGAACCCUUCCUCCUCCGCCAACGCCGACAUCCAGCUCGCCCAGCGCCAGCAGCUCCUCUCGGGCACCGAGCGCCUCGAUCGCUCUACCCAGCGCCUCAAGGCCUCUCAGGCCCUCGCUAACGAGACGGAGGCUAUCGGCGCGGCGGCCCUGGCGGAUCUGCAUCAGCAGAGGGAGACCAUUCUGCAUACCCAGGGCGUGCUGGGGCAGAGCGAGGGUUAUGUCGAUAGGAGCGUUAAGACGCUGAGGGGCAUGGCCCGUAGGAUGGCUACCAACCGGGUAAUCACCAUCGCCAUCAUCACCGUGCUUGUCCUCCUCAUCAUGGCCGUCAUUUUCAGCAAGUUCAGGUGA
This is a messenger RNA of Scedosporium apiospermum, 699 nucleotides long. RefSeq lists its product as uncharacterized. Gene Ontology annotation, molecular function: SNAP receptor activity; SNARE binding. Gene Ontology annotation, biological process: Golgi to vacuole transport; retrograde transport, endosome to Golgi; macroautophagy. Gene Ontology annotation, cellular component: ER to Golgi transport vesicle membrane; late endosome membrane; endoplasmic reticulum membrane. The transcript is spliced from 3 exons. The coding region runs from base 1 to 699 and encodes 232 amino acids. The record is from RefSeq and is a predicted model, not a curated record. NCBI's taxonomy places the organism in Eukaryota, Fungi, Ascomycota, Sordariomycetes, Microascales, Microascaceae.